GCAGUGGGAGGGUUUUACGAAGAGCCCGGGGUGGGUUUGGAGAGGGGAGAUAGCGCACAAUUCUUUGUCACAAGCAGGUCAGCAAGGGCACGAUUACACCUUGUGGAACGAACAGCUGCUAAAACACACGUCGAGCGAGCGAGCUCUGCCUCACUGCACGAUCACAGCUCUGAUGACAGCACCCUUGCUCUCAGCUGGGCUCAACUGAUAACCGAGCCCAGAGAAAAAAAGAAGGGAAGGGGAACAAAUUGAUUCCUUUUGUCGUGAAGUGAGUCAGGAUAUAAGGGUAGUGGUCUGAGCCACAGCUUGGUCAGUUGGUGUGUUCUGCCGCACAGCAAACGUUUACUGGAUUGAGUUAUAGACAGAAGGAAUUUGGAAGUGAUAAGAAUGGGGAGUGUUACCAGCGAUUCCCCUGGGCAGAGCAGUCGCCGUACAUCUCGGGACAGCAGUCAUAUUGACUAUCGCCUACUCAAGCGAGAUUAUCACCACAGAGUGUUUGUCAACAGGAGUCUGGGGCUGGAGAAGAUCAAAUGUUUCGGGUUUGACAUGGACUACACUCUGGCAGUGUACAAUUCCCCUGAGUAUGAAGAGCUGGGAUUUCAACUGAUGAUAAAGCACUUGGUGUCGGUUGGAUAUCCACAGGAAUUGCUCCUCUACACAUAUGACACCAGUUUCCCAACCAGAGGGCUGGUGGUCGACACUGUGUAUGGAAACCUUCUGAAGGUCGACUCUCAUGGAAACAUCCUGGUCUGCGCACAUGGUUUCCAUUUCCUCAAGGGAGCAGAAAUCAUUGACCAGUAUCCCAACAAAUUCAUCCAGAGAGACGACAUGGAACGAUUUUACAUCCUCAACACUCUCUUCAACCUCGCAGAAACGUAUCUCUACGCCUGUCUUGUUGACUUCUUCACUAAGUGCUCCACAUACACCAGCUGUGACACAGGGUUUAAACACGGCGAUCUCUUCAUGUCCUAUCACAACAUGUUCCAGGACGUGCGAGACGCAAUGGAUUUCGUGCAUGAUUCGGGAACUUUGAAAAAGAAAACACUCGAAAACAUGGAGAAAUACGUGAUGAAGGAUCCUCGCCUGCCCCUGCUGCUCAGUCGAAUGAAUGAGGUUGCAAAGGUUUUCCUCGCGACUAACAGUGAUUACUCCUACACUGACGCUAUCAUGAGUUACCUGUUUGACUUCCCUCACGGGCCAAAGCCUGGAACCGCCCACCGCAGCUGGCGUUCCUAUUUUGACCUGAUUGUGGUCGACACACGAAAGCCUCUAUUCUUUGGUGAAGGGACCGUCCUCAGACAGGUGGAUACGGUGGCUGGGAAGCUGCGCAUUGGCACCUACACAGGCCCCCUGCAGCAUGGCAUUGUCUAUUCUGGAGGUUCUUCGGAUGUGGUGUGUGAUCUAUUGGGGGCGAAAGGCAAAGAUAUCCUGUACAUCGGAGACCAUAUCUUUGGAGAUAUCCUGAAAUCCAAGAAGCGUCAGGGCUGGAGGACGUUCCUGGUGGUGCCUGAGCUGGCCCAAGAGCUGCAGGUCUGGACAGAGAAAAGCGCUCUUUUUGAAGAACUCCGGAACCUUGACAUAUUUCUGGCUGAACUAUACAAACAUCUGGACAGCGGCAGCAAUGAGCGUCCUGAUAUCAGCUCCAUCCGGAGACAAAUAAAGAAAGUGACCCACGAGAUGGACAUGUGCUACGGGAAGAUGGGAAGCCUGUUACGCUGUGGCUCCAGACAGACCUUGUUUGCCAGCCAACUCAUGCGCUACGCUGACCUGUACGCAGCUUCCUGUAUGAAUCUCCUCUAUUACCCGUUCAGCUACCUGUUCCGUGCCCCAUCCGUACUGAUGCCACAUGAAUCGACGGUUGAACACACGCCCAUGGAUAUCAGUGACAUGGAAUCCCUCCUGGCUAAUCACAUCAACCAUACCGCCACCACCAACGGGACCCAUCAGAGUUCACAUCAUGGUUUGGUAACCCGCGUGGACAUGGAGCAGCAGCAGAAGUAGAAGCGAAGGAGCCUCUCCACAGACUGACAUCACUUUUGUUUUUUGGGGGAAACAUCCCCUGGCUUUACAGCUCUGUCUGUCUCUUCACACAGAUUUGGGAGGGUAUGUCCUGAGAAAGGAAGCGUUUCCGCCUCUGAUGGAAACGUCAGCCACAGAAACCGUCCCUGAGUCUGAGAUUGUUACACGACAGUCAGUGGCUGAGCAUUGACCUGCACUGUGCAGUCAGUCCCUCAAUGGAAAUCAGAGUCUCAUAGAAACGGUGAAAGUUAAUAUGAUUUUAAACUAAUUAAUUUCAAUCCAAUAUUUAGCCACUAACAGUAUCUUAAGCUUAUGAUGAUCACCCAAUUCAGUCAGGAUUGCAGUAUUUUAAACAGGUUACUAUGACGUGCAAUGUCCACGACUGAAUUUCUUAGGAUAUAUCUGUUCCUCAUUUACAUAUAUAGGAACAGGAGGAAGCCAUUCAGCCCCUUGAG
Callorhinchus milii (elephant shark) is the source of this 2474-nucleotide messenger RNA. RefSeq names its product cytosolic purine 5'-nucleotidase. The transcript is spliced from 18 exons. Gene Ontology annotation, molecular function: 5'-nucleotidase activity. The record is from RefSeq and is a predicted model, not a curated record. Bases 388 to 2001 code for a protein of 537 amino acids. Lineage: Eukaryota; Metazoa; Chordata; Chondrichthyes; Chimaeriformes; Callorhinchidae.